Penicillium angulare is the source of this 1176-nucleotide messenger RNA. RefSeq names its product putative transcription factor. Gene Ontology annotation, biological process: DNA-templated transcription; positive regulation of transcription from RNA polymerase II promoter by galactose. Gene Ontology annotation, cellular component: nucleus. Gene Ontology annotation, molecular function: RNA polymerase II cis-regulatory region sequence-specific DNA binding; zinc ion binding; DNA-binding transcription factor activity, RNA polymerase II-specific. Bases 1 to 1176 code for a protein of 391 amino acids. The transcript is spliced from 2 exons. The record is from RefSeq and is a predicted model, not a curated record. NCBI's taxonomy places the organism in Eukaryota, Fungi, Ascomycota, Eurotiomycetes, Eurotiales, Aspergillaceae.
AUGCUGAUACAAGAAUGUGCAGCAUGCACUAGGUGUCAAGCCAAAGCGAAGUCUUGUAACUACAAUCGUCCUGGUGCGGCUGGCGACAUUCCGCGCAAGCUUAGUCCAAGGGAAACACCCCAGCAUGUUCCUGUCCUUGUUUCACCUCCAUCUUCACCAGCCCAUUCAUUCUCACCAGCUCAUUUGAUUGAGGCGUCCUCGACGUCGACAAGCUUGACUCUCCCAGGCAUUGAGUCACGCUCCUUCUCGGAUAAUUACCGAGAAUCGAACUCGGACUCGAAUCUCAACCGUCAAUACCACGCAGCCCACGGCCGGUUCGCCGGCCAGGUGGCGGCGGCUAUAGAGGAGAGAGCUGGUCGAGCCCCACCAGCUACGACAUACCUUGUUCCACUGGUCGAUGCGCCCUUAUUUGGAGAUCUGGAUUUGCCCCUGCGAUCUUCCCCUCUUUCGGAGUCCACCGAGUUGCCCUCCCGCGCUCGUGCAGAUCAACUCGCCAAUAUAUAUUGGAGACACAUACAUCCGGUUGAGCCUGUGUUGGAUUAUGAUCAGUUUUCGCAGGUAUAUGCAAAGUCAUUUUCGACGGAAGGUUGCCUCGCGCAUACGGACCAUCACAUUCAGCUCAGUAUCCUCAAUGUGAUAUUUGCCCUCGCAGUGCAAAGACAGGAACGGGUGCCCUUCAAUUUGCGGAAUAAAGAGGGGAAUACUUAUUUUCAACGUGCGUGGGCGCUAUUCCCGACCGAGUCGAUUAUUUGGGAACCCGGUUCUCUUGAGCGUGUGCAGUGCUUGAUACUUAUGAACCGAUACAUCCAUUGCACAACUCAUCAGCAAAAGACAUGGAUGACUGCUGGACUAGCAAUGCGCAUCGCGCAAACAAUGUGUUGUAAUUCCCUUGAGACUCCCUCAGGCAAAGAUGCCGGCAAUGACGCGCGUUUGAAGCGUAAGGUUUGGGCGAGCUGUGUUGCAUUGGAUCGGUGUGUUUCCUGGUCACUCGGAAAGACAUCAGUGCUGGCACUCAUUCCAUCGCCGACAAGUGACUGUCAGCAGGGAGGCGAUCCAACCUGGCACUCUCGAUGGAAACUGGAACUUCACGAGAUAGGCAAUCAGAUUCAGAUGGCCCAGAUUCAGACACGAAGCACCCUCGCAUCUCGAUCUGUGGUGCCUUGUCUAGAUCAAUAG